Messenger RNA from Eremothecium gossypii ATCC 10895, 963 nucleotides. RefSeq names its product mRNA-binding protein NPL3 (gene NPL3). Gene Ontology annotation, cellular component: cytoplasm; nucleus; ribonucleoprotein complex. The record is from RefSeq and is marked provisional. Lineage: Eukaryota; Fungi; Ascomycota; Saccharomycetes; Saccharomycetales; Saccharomycetaceae. Bases 1 to 963 code for a protein of 320 amino acids. The transcript has a single exon. Gene Ontology annotation, molecular function: mRNA binding.
AUGUCAGAAGAAGUCCCGCCCCCACCGCCAGCUGAGUACCAAGCACCCGAGUCAUACGGAAAUGAGCCCUAUGGCGGGCACCGGGAGCAAGAAGGAGAAUAUUCCACGACGCGGUUGCACGUGAAGCCGUUCCCCCCGGACGUUGAGGAGCACGAGUUGGAUGAGAUCUUCAGCCCAUACGGGGCGUUGAAGGAGGUGAAGCUUAUGUCGGGAUUUGCAUUUGUGGAGUUCGAGAAGCCUGAGUCGGCGGAGCAAGCUAUCAAGGACGUAAACGGCAAGAUGUUUGCGGACAUGCCGUUGACGGUGUCGUACUCGCGGAUGCCGAUGCCCCGCUUCCGCAUCAAGAUCCGCAACUUGCCGGAGGGCAUUGCGUGGCAGGAGUUGAAGGAUUUGGCGCGCGAAAACAACUUGGAGACGACGUUCUUGUCCGUGGACACGAGCAACUUCGACGGCACAGGCGCCUUGGAGUUCUCAUCCGAGGAGAUUUUGGAGGAGGCGCUUGAGAAGUUGAACAACUACGAGUUCCGCGGCAACGUAUUGGCAGUGGAGAGAGACGACAACCCUCCUCCAAUUAACAGAAGACUCGGCAUGCGCGGUGGCUUCCGUGGCCGCGGCGGCUUCCGCGGGCGCGGGUACCCGCCAAGAGGCGGCUACGGGUUCCCACCACGCGGUGGCUACGGCUCGAGAGGCGGUUACGCUCGCGGCUCCUACGGCGCCCCACGUGGCUCAUACGGCGGCCCUAGAGGCGGAUACGGUGCUCCACGUGGAAGCUACGGCGGGCCAAGAGGCGGAUACGGACCGCCACGUGGCACCUACGGUGGGCCACGGGGUGGCUACGGCGGACCAAGAGGCGGUUACGGCAGCUAUGGUGCGCCAAGAGGUGGUGGCUAUGGUGCCAGGGAUACUUACGCACCAAGAGGUGACUCCUACAGUACCCGUGAGAGAUCUCCUGUCAGGGAAUAA